This is a messenger RNA of Gossypium raimondii (Peruvian cotton), 1060 nucleotides long. RefSeq names its product E3 SUMO-protein ligase SIZ1-like. The record is from RefSeq and is a predicted model, not a curated record. NCBI's taxonomy places the organism in Eukaryota, Viridiplantae, Streptophyta, Magnoliopsida, Malvales, Malvaceae. Bases 149 to 430 code for a protein of 93 amino acids. The transcript is spliced from 4 exons.
UUUAUCAGUUCAUCGUGCUUCUCCAUUGCAGCACUUUCUGUCAUUUCAUUAUCCUAAUUUGUAUUCUCAUUCCUUCUUAAAAAUCUCUUAAUUAUCUUACAUUUACUUUUCUCCCCAGAGAAGCAUUGUCAACCGGCUAAAAUCUGACAUGGAGAGCUUACAAGAAGAAAUCAAGGCCCAACUGUGUGAGGAUCCGACUUGCCAAGUGUGGCAACACAUUGGUUGCGUUAUAAUUCCAGAGAAGCCUAUGGAAGGAAAUCCGACACUUCCUGAUUUCUUUUGUUGUGAGCUUUGUCGACUGAAACGAGCUGAUCCUUUUUGGCUUACUAUUGCAAACCCUUUAUAUCCAGUGAAGUUGGCGAUUGCAAAUAUCCCUACGAAUGGGAAUAUGCACUACUUUGUUAGUAAGCAAAGUACAGGAUGUUGUUGAACUUUGGCCUGCAAUGCAACAGGAAACCAGCAUGCAGACCAGCAUCCAAGCUGAACCAGAUAAGCAGCAGCAUUUUGUUUAUUUUGUUCAUUUGUAACUUGAUUUAGUUGCAAUGUAAUUUAUACUUAAAGUUAGUAGGAGUAGUUGUUGAUUUAUGUUUGAUGUUAUAGCUGGUAUGUCAGCUACAUUUUGUUUGUAAUUCUAUCUAGGCUUUAGUCAUGUAUCUUAUACUUAUGUUGUUACGAAGCUGAUAUUACCGAUUUUAAAAAUGUUUCUGGCAUGUGAACAGGCCUCUGAGCACUUAUGGCUGAAUUUAAUGGUGCACUAGUCCCAUCUGAUUCACUCUCUUAGUAGCUUGUUAUUGAACAAAUGCAGGUAUUGUAGCAUAGCAAUUUCUUAAGACACUUGAAGUUAAAAGGGGUUGCAGUUUCGGGGUUUCCGACAUUAAUAAGGGUUGUUGUCCACAUUUUGUUUAUUUGUUUGGUUUUUCUUUUUCAGUUAAUCAGCAUGCUUGUAUUAAUCCAGAUGCAACAGUAGUUGGAUGAUGAAUGAUAUAAUUGACUCGUUCAAGCUUUUGAUGGUUUUUGAACCAUGAACAAUAAGAAAUGAAUCAGAUAUGUUGAUGAAGAA